Messenger RNA from Rhagoletis pomonella (apple maggot), 3768 nucleotides. It is a transcript of the gene mars, whose product is annotated as guanylate kinase-associated protein mars. NCBI's taxonomy places the organism in Eukaryota, Metazoa, Arthropoda, Insecta, Diptera, Tephritidae. Gene Ontology annotation, cellular component: cytoplasm; spindle pole centrosome; nucleus. Gene Ontology annotation, molecular function: microtubule binding. The record is from RefSeq and is a predicted model, not a curated record. Gene Ontology annotation, biological process: kinetochore assembly; signaling; chromosome segregation.
AGUUGGUAUUCACAAUCUAUUGUUGGAAAUUCCAGUAACAUCAUCUCUGGAACGUGUAGACGCUGUAUAAAACAAUGAGAUUAAGAAUUUAUACAAGCAAAAGUCCGGCAAUACUAUUAAACUCCUCAAAGGGAAAUUUGAGUUUAAGUGAACAUAACCUCAGUGAUUUGGCGCAUUCUGACGACAAACAGUUAAGAUUUUCAAGUCUGCAGAAUUUUAAUAUAUAUUUUUUUUAAGAAAACCCAGUGUAAAGCUAAGAAUGGACCGUUUUCGUAAUUUAUAUAAAGAAAAUUCCCAUACAUUGAGUCCGGUCCAGCAUAAUCUUAAAAAUCGCAAUAUUCAAAAUGCAUAUCGCGCCAAAAAACGAAGGGAAGUCUUUGAAAGCGGUCGUAAUCUCGAUGUCAGCCCAACUCCUACAAAACCACACAAUUUUGAGGAGCAAAAUUUAGCGGAAGUGCUUGUAGAUAAAGAAAAUAAAGGCGAUGCUUUAGAAAAUGUGGCCGAAUGCAAUAAAUCCAGAAUUGCAUUAGUGGCAUCGGGCAAGACGAGCUCUAAAAAGUCAACACGACAAGAAUCAUAUCUAUUGAAAUUCAUCGAAUGGAGGGAGGCUCAUAAACAAAAAGAGAAGAAAAGAAAUGAAAUUAAAAGGCGACCAUUUAUCUCCAGCGGUGGGGCAUGUGGUAGUGCAUUCGAGAGUAGUGCAAGAUUUUCAACAGUAACUAACAAAGGCAAAAGCAAAGAAGUUGCGACAUUUGUGCCGAAAGGCCAUCAACGCUUUAAGCCGCCAGCUGGAAUAACUAAUCCCCUAUCUGAAAUGACUUCCGCGGCGAAAGACCUACUAGCUCAUGAUAGAAAAUCGUUUUACACCGUGGUACCAACACCGCCAAGGUCAAAAGAGGAUAAUGCAAUAGGGGUCGAGACAAAAAAACUAUCGACCCUUAGUAAAACCCCGGCCAUCUCUAAUUUAGCACGUUGCAAGUCGGCAAUAACGCCAGCAACCACUUCGUUGAAAUCGACCAAAAACCCUACAGGCACAAAGCCAGCUGGUACAAAAGCUAUUAAGGCAACAUCGAUUUUAAGUACAGAAAGUAAACCGACGGCGGUAGUUCCGCCUACUAAAAAACACUUAACUGCAACCACUGGAGCAUCACAAAAAAUACCAUCAAAUUUAGAUACAAAGUCAAGCUCAAAUGAACCUGUCAAACCUGAAAAAAAGACUCUUUGUUCGACCAACAAAACAGCAACAUCUGUAGCUAAUGUGGCGUCAAACAUAUCAAAUUUUAAUACUAAGUCAAAAUCAAAUGAACCUCCAAAAAAGACACCUUGCAACUUAAAUAAAAAUCGCGAAAGCCCAAAAAAAAAAGUUCCGUUGUUCGUGCGACCUCAGCCGCCGAAAAUGACAACAACAGCAACGCGAAAACCGAUAUCACAAUCCAGAGGCAUUGCAACAAUAAAUACCGUAAACAAGCCGAAGCAAGCAGCAACGGGUGCAAGUGCAGGAGCCGUAGGAAAGGCACAUAUGCUGCAAAGUAAGCGUGCUGCAGCUAAUGCGAGCGAGCGUAAUAAAAAAUUUGCAACUACUUUUAAAUAUAAAAAGACUCAGGUUCCUACGUUAAACCGACCCAAUGCGCCCAGCAAUAUUACCAUAAAAGGAAAGACAUUACUUGGCGGUGUCCGCACUUGUACUGCUGACGUGGCAUUUGCGAUUGCUGAAACACCAACGGAUUUAUUAAAUAUUAACACAUUUGAGCCAUUUUUAACGUCCACGCGGGUCAAAUCCCUUUCACCUCACAGUGCCAAUGCACCUAAUAUAAGUGCCGUUAAUUCCGAAGCGGUCAAUGAUAAAAAAGUUGCGGGGUCUCACUCAAAGGCAAAAGAGUAAGUUUAACUUUGUACGUUACUCGAUUGGGUUGUCUGAAUUGGAUGUGAGCCGAGAGCCUGAGCAAAAUGGCUUUGAUAUGAAUAAUUCUAAAAGUGCAUCGGAGGUUGGAAAAUCUGUUAACGGAACUGAACAAAUAACUGUAUUAGAAGUCCAACCGAAAAACACGAAUGCUACACAGUGUAAUGCUGAAGGCAAUAAUAUGUCACCCGAAAAUAAAAUUAAAAACAACUUAGAUCAAUUAAAAACUCCUCCUUCGACUGAAAAUGAACGUCCGGUCAAUUACAUUGGUUCGUUUGUGUCAGUUUCACGAGGCAAAGUGAGCGCACGUAAAGAGCGGGAAAAACGGGAUAGCAUUUACCUUCCCGGCGCAAAUGAUAGUCUAACAAUCACAGCAGCAGGAACACCCGUUAAAAAGGCAAAAACCCCAUGCACAAGUGCAGUUACUACGCCUGUCAAUAUUGAGGCUCGCCGAAUUCUUGAGGCAGUGCGUUAUUUCCGACAGCAACUUAGCAACGAAAUCGAUCGCUUGCAUGUAUUAUGCGACCAGUGGGAAGAGUACAAACAACAAAAUUUGCCCCUACUUCAAAAAUCCGCCGGGGAAGAUAUGAUCAACGUGACCAUAGGUCAAACAAAACUGCUAACGAGUAAAAAGUUUCAACAGUUUAAGGGUCUAAUAGAUCGUUGCGAAAAUGGAGCUAGAGGUACGGCAGCCGUCUACGACGGUAGUGAGGAUACGAAGCCAAUUACAGACGUUGAUUUAGAAGGCUUUUGGUCCAUGCUUAAUCUACAGGUGGAUAAUGUUGAGAAAAGAUUUGAAAAUUUAACGCGCUGGAAAGCCAAUAAUUGGUCGGAUCCCGAUGAGAUUCAGGAAACGAAACAACUCAAGCUAAAAUGCAAACCAAAUCUAACUAAAGUUAAAAAGGCAAAACCACCUGCAAAAACGGCAAAACCAAGCAGUGGUUUGCAAGCAAUGUUGCGAAAAAUGCACGCUGAAAUGCGAAAAAAUAAGGAAACUGCUUUUGGUGCUGGCGUUGCAGAUGAAAAUGUGCUGGUGUCGACAGCAACUCGCCAACGACAACGGCGUUCACACAGUGGCACUCCAAAAAUUGCGGGCACUGAGCAGCGCAACAGUACGCCACGUCGUAUCUCGGUUGUGGUACGUGAUCGCAAAUCUCUCUCGGCUGCUGCAACGGUUAUCAGUUUGCUGGCUGAUAGCUCAGUAGGAUCUGUGGUAGCGGGAAAUAGACGUCACUCACGUUUCAGUGGCGAGUCACCAAAAUCCCUUAAGGCAUCUAGCAGUGAAUUGCGUCGAAGUCUCAGCAACAUGGAGAAUGCAUUUGGCGCCUGUAGUGAUUUGCUACGUAGCACACUUGCUGCAAACGCACAAAAAUUACGACGUCGUAGUGGCACACCGAAUUUCGUCGAAUCUGCCAUCGAAUUGGAUGUUAAGCAACCACAAGUUUCGGAAAAAGUGCGCACUCCUUCACCAAUACUAGCAUCUGCACCAGCUGCGAACAUGGCACGUAAGUCCAUAUUGAAGACUCCUGGUACUGCGAAGGGCAAACCGAAGAAUGUGAUUUUUAACGAAAAGCUGCGUGUUAAGAAAUUCAAAUUUACCAUAGAGGAUGAUGAAUUGAGCGAUGAUGAGGAGCAGCAAAUGCAAACGAGUACGGAAGAGCCCCUCUCAACUCCGCGCGCUUAUUCCUUACGCACGCGCAAAGUAGUUCUUCGACCAUCAAGCGAAUUCGUAAUACCAUUUAAGCAGAUUUAAUAAGUAGCUAUUUUAUUAAUUGCGAUUUUUUGUAAUGCAUUAUUUGUCAAUUGUUUACAUAAUUGUAAUUUCCUAAAUCUUGUUUUGUGUCUUAUCAAUAAAAGUUUAAAAUUAA